AUGGCCGCUCACGGGAAGCUGCGCAGGGAGCGGGGGCCGCAGGCUGAGUAUGAGACACAAGUCAAAGAGAUCCGCUGGCAGCUGAGUGAGCAGCUGCGUUGCCUGGAGGUGCAGGGAGAGCUGCGGCGGGAGCUGCUGCAGGAACUGGCUGAAUUCAUGCGGCGGAGGGCCGAGGUGGAGCUGGAGUACUCACGGGGCCUGGACAAGCUGGCCGAGCGCUUCUCUGGCCGCGGAGGUCGCAUGGGCAGCGGCAACCGUGAGCACCAAAGCUUCCGGAAGGAGCCGUCCCUCCUGUCGCCCUUACAUUGCUGGGCCGUGUUGCUGCAGCAGACACGACAGCAGAGCCAGGACAGCGCGGCCCUCAGCGAAGUACUGGCCGGGCCCCUCGUUCAGCGCCUAACCCACCUGGCGGAUGAUGUGGGGCGCAUAGUCAGGAAGAGUAAGGAUCUGGAGCAAAGACUGCAGGACGAGCUCCUGGAGGUGAUCUCAGAGUUGCAGACGGCUAGGAAGACAUACCAGGUGUACCGCUCAGAAAGUGUGACUGCUGAGACCAAGCUCCGGGAAGCCGAGCGCCAGGAGGAGAAGCGAGCUGGCCGGAGCGCUGCUGCCACGGCCACAGCUGCCACGGAGGCUGGACCUUCUAGGAAGACCUCCUUCAAGAAGGGAGGGCGACUGGUGGAGAAGCGUCAUGCCAAGUUCGUGGAGCACAAGCUCAAGUGCACGAAGGCACGGAAUGAGUACCUGCUGAGUCUGGCCAGUGUGAAUGCAGCCGUCAGGAACUACUACUUGUAUGAUGUGCUGGACCUCAUGGAUUGCUGUGACACAGGAUUCCACCUGACCCUGGGCCAGGUGCUCCGGAGCUACACCGUCGCUGAGGGCCGUACCCAGGCCUCCCAGAUGCAGGGCCUGGGCAGUCUGGAUGAGGCUCUGGAGGCCUUGGAUCCUCCAGGGGACAAGGCCAAGGUGCUAGAAGUGCACGCAGCUGCCUUCUGUCCACCGUUGCGUUUUGACUACCAACCCCACGAGGGGGAUGAGGUGGCCGAGAUCCAGGUUGAAAUGGAGCUGCGGGAUGAGAUUCUGCCCCGAGCCCAGAAUAUCCAGAGCCGCCUAGGCCGACAGACCAUUGAGACAGAGGAGGUGAACAAGACACUGAAGGCGACGCUGCAGGCCUUGCUGGAGUUGGUAUCAUCGGAUGACGGGGACGUACUUGAGCCCCUCCAGGCCAGUCCUUCCACCGAGUCGCUCAAGUCCACAGGUUCUGACCCAGGGGUUCGCCAAGCUGGCCGGAGGCGAGGCCAGCAGCAGGAGACGGAGACCUUCUACAUCACGAAGCUACAGGAGUAUCUGAGUGGCCGGAGUGUCCUUGCCAAGCUGCAGGCCAAGCACGAGCGACUUCAGGAGGCCAUCCAGCGAGGUGACAAGGAGGAGCGGGGGAUGUCCUGGACCCAGCCUUCCCAGAGAGUCCAGAGGAGCCGCCAUCCCCGCCCCUGUUCACAGUAUAACCAGAAGCUCUUUGGGGGAGACAUGGAGAAGUUCAUCCAGAGCUCCGGCCAGCCUGUGCCCCUGGUGGUGGAAAGUUGUAUCCGCUUCAUUAACCUCAACGGUCUCCAGCAUGAAGGCAUCUUCCGGGUGUCGGGCGCCCAGGUCCGGGUUUCAGAGAUCCGGGACGCCUUUGAGAGAGGGGAGGACCCAUUGGUGGAAGGCUGUGGGGCUCAAGACCUGGACUCCGUGGCUGGAGUGCUGAAGCUCUAUUUCCGGAGCCUGGAGCCCCCGCUCUUCCACGCAGACCUGUUUGGCGAGUUGCUGGCUUCCGCAGAGCUGGAAGGUACAGCGGAGCGGGUGGAGCCUGUGAGCCGCCUUCUGGCCCAGCUGCCAGGCCCAGUGCUGGUGGUCCUGCGCUACCUCUUUGCGUUCCUCAACCACCUGGCCCAGUACAGUGACGAGAACAUGAUGGAUCCCUACAACCUGGCUGUGUGCUUCGGGCCCACGCUGCUGCCUGUGCCCGUGGGCCAGGACCCCGUGGCCUUGCAGGGCCGGGUCAACCAGCUGGUGCAGACCCUCAUCCUGCAGCCUGAGCUCAUCUUCCCGCCUCUGGCUGAGCUGCCGGGCCCUGUCUAUGAGAAGUGCCUAGCACCACCCUCCGCCAGCUGUUUGGGGGAUGGCCAGCUGGACUGCAUGGUGGGAGAUAGUGAGCCGGAGUUGGAAGCCGGGUCCUUGGCCCAGGAGGAUGACCUGGAGGGGGUCGUGGAGGCUGUGGCCUGCUUUGCCUACACGGGGCGCACGGCCCAGGAGCUGACAUUCCAGCGGGGGGACGUCCUGAGACUGCACGCCCGAGCCUCUGGGGACUGGUGGCGGGGGGAGUGUGGCGGCACACUGGGAUUGAUCCCACACAAAUACAUCAUGCUGCCUGCUGCUGGGCCAGAGCCAAGUGCCCCACUCGAGACCACAGGCAAUUCUGGGCAUAGACGGCACUGCAUCGUCCCCGUCUCUCCGGACAGACAUGUGGAUAUAGACAAGAGCGUGGCACAAACCAUGGACUGUGUGUUUAAGGAGCUCUUGGGAAAGACUGCUGCCCGCCAGGGUCUUGGGCCAGUAUCUCCUGGCUCCAACCGUCCCAACAAGAACAAAGGCUUUCCCCGAGGCCCUGGGGCCCCAGUUUCCCCCUCAGCAUUCCGUCCCCAGGGUCCUGACUGGGUGGGCAAGCCACAAUGA
This is a messenger RNA of Chrysochloris asiatica (Cape golden mole), 2712 nucleotides long. It is a transcript of the gene ARHGAP4, whose product is annotated as Rho GTPase activating protein 4. Gene Ontology annotation, cellular component: cytoplasm. Gene Ontology annotation, molecular function: protein binding. The coding region runs from base 1 to 2712 and encodes 903 amino acids. The record is from RefSeq and is a predicted model, not a curated record. The transcript is spliced from 21 exons. Gene Ontology annotation, biological process: negative regulation of cell migration; signal transduction. Lineage: Eukaryota; Metazoa; Chordata; Mammalia; Afrosoricida; Chrysochloridae.